AUGAUUUCCAGAUUUAGCUUCCCCAUCAGGAACAAUAUAUUUAAAAGGGUUUUACCGAGCAAGUCCAAAAAUAAUUAUAUAUAUUUGAAUUUUAUAAAAAAUUUUACAACCCAAAAUUCUGAUGAAAUUAAUGUGACAUUUUUAAAUCAUGACAACCAUGAGACAACAGUCAAAGCAAAAGUAGGAGAUAGCAUAUUAAAGGUCGCCCAUGAAAAUAAUAUUAAUAUAGAAGGCGCCUGUGAAGGUUUUUGCGCAUGUUCAACUUGCCAUGUAAUAAUUGAUAAGCAAUUUUAUGAACUUUUACCAGAAGCCCAAGAUAAUGAGCUUGACAUGCUAGAAUUAGCUCCGUGUAUAACUGAAACUUCUAGAUUAGGUUGUCAAGUUAAACUUACUAAAGAAUUAGAUGGAAUAAAAGUACAACUCCCACCGAUGACUCGCAAUUUUUAUGUAGAUGGUCAUGUUCCUACACCACAUUAA
This is a messenger RNA of Plasmodium vinckei vinckei, 477 nucleotides long. Its product is annotated as adrenodoxin-type ferredoxin, putative. NCBI's taxonomy places the organism in Eukaryota, Apicomplexa, Aconoidasida, Haemosporida, Plasmodiidae. The coding region runs from base 1 to 477 and encodes 158 amino acids. Gene Ontology annotation, biological process: P450-containing electron transport chain. Gene Ontology annotation, molecular function: 2 iron, 2 sulfur cluster binding. The transcript is spliced from 5 exons. The record is from RefSeq and is a predicted model, not a curated record. Gene Ontology annotation, cellular component: mitochondrion.